AGUGGCAAGAGGAUAAAAGCAGGGAAGGCGCCUCCCGUACCGCAAGCCAGGGAUACGCAAACACAUUGAAAAGACUGAGCAGAAGAGGCCUGGCGAUUACUUCUGCAUUUCCCACCACACAGUGAUCUCAGUGAGGCUGCUGGAGCCGCCUCGAGGGGAAGCCGCUCCCUCCGCCUCCCGCUCUUCCUCCCUCUUCUCUCCUUUCGCUCUCCUCCUCUGCCGUCCCGCCUUCCCACCCGGCUCUCUCGGCCAUCCAUGAGUGGGACCAACUCUUCUGCUUACCGAUCGGAGCGCAGUUUCCACCAGACUUCAUCGUCAUCAUCCUCAUCCUCUGGUAACCCAUACAUGGAGAAGAGCCGGGGACUAUUUACUGAGGACUUUGGCUCCUUCAUGGGGCCUGGGAGCGAUGCCCUGGGAUUCCCCAGUGCAGCUGGGAACAUCAAGACUCUUGGGGACUCCUACCAGUUCACGGUCGAUGUCCGCGACUUCUCCCCUGAAGAUGUCAUUGUCACCACCUCCAACAACCAGAUUGAAGUUCGUGCAGAAAAGCUGGCCCAGGACGGCACGGUGAUGAACACGUUCACCCACAAGUGCCAGCUACCCGAGGAUGUGGACCCCACCUCGGUGACAUCAUCACUGGGCGCCGAGGGGACCCUGACGGUCCGUGCCCGCCGACACCCGACCAAACACGAGCACGUACAGACCUUCCGCACAGAGAUCAAGAUCUAGCCGGAGUCCCUACUUUCCCACCACGAGCCCCCAUCACCUCACUUCCUCUGUUUUCCAUGCUACUUCCUCGAUUUCCUGUCUUCACCGACACCACUUCACGUUCUGCACUCCAAGUGUUUGACCUUGUGCUCUAUGAAACAUGCUAUGUCUUCCUUCCGUGACUGCGGCGAUGGGUAUUUCUGGAAAUUUAUAUUCUGACACGGUUCACCAUACAAGACAGAAGCAGGCCAUGCAUACACACGACAUAGGCAACAGGCUGAGACAUGUAAGCUAUCAUAUGCACAAGGACACACAUUUCCCCCCUUCACACACACACACACACACACACA
Molecule: messenger RNA, 1058 nt
Organism: Myripristis murdjan (pinecone soldierfish)
Lineage: Eukaryota; Metazoa; Chordata; Actinopteri; Holocentriformes; Holocentridae
Gene: hspb7
Product: heat shock protein family, member 7 (cardiovascular)
Exons: 3
Coding region: 256-729 (157 amino acids)
Biological process (GO): heart development
Cellular component (GO): nucleus; cytoplasm
Source: RefSeq, a predicted model, not a curated record